AUUGUCAAUUGUUGUUGGGAGUCUGGAGUCGGAGCUCGCACUCACAAAAAUAUUUCUGUGUAUCUUGUAAUUAGCUUAAUAAUAAUAAUUAGAAAAUUUGAUUAUAGUUAUCCUCGUAUUUUUUUCGCAGUGUGAUUUGACUUAAAUAUUUAAAGGCUUGGUUAAAAUUAUAUCAAUAAAAUGGCCAACGACACUCCUGAAAGUGACUUCUCUAUAGAAUGCUUUCAAAACUAUUCAGCACCAGAAGUAUUUGUUCAGGGAUUAGCGGGUAUGGUUGAUCAGUCUGAUGUCGAAGUGAUAAUACGAGCACAGAAAACUAUGUUACAGAGAUUUGAAAAAACAACCGAAAUGUUAACUAAUUGCAACCAACUCUCAGCAAGUCGCCUUCGAGCUGCAUCUGUAGAGUUUAAGAAGCAUACACAACUACUGUUAGAUAUGAAAAGGGAUUUAAAUUAUAUAUUUAAAAAAAUAAGGGCUAUUAAAACAAAGUUAAGCACUCAGUAUCCUGAAGCCUAUAAAGUCGCUGUAGCAUCAGCUGCUGGUUAUAUAAAGCCACUUGAUGAAGAAGAAGAAAUGAAACCUUCAGAAUCAAAAAUAGCAUCUAAAAUGGUGACCACAGUUUCAACAGAAACUUUAAGACCUACAGACAAAAAGGAAAAUGUAGAUAAAAAUGUCAAUGUAAAAAAAAAAAGCAGCAGUUCAUCUGAAACAGAAAGCGCAAGCUCUGGAGAUGAUAGUAGUACUGACACUGGUUGAAUGUAAUAUUAAC
Molecule: messenger RNA, 769 nt
Organism: Pieris brassicae (large cabbage white)
Lineage: Eukaryota; Metazoa; Arthropoda; Insecta; Lepidoptera; Pieridae
Product: kxDL motif-containing protein CG10681
Exons: 3
Coding region: 181-756 (191 amino acids)
Biological process (GO): lysosome localization
Cellular component (GO): BORC complex
Source: RefSeq, a predicted model, not a curated record